Messenger RNA from Didymosphaeria variabile, 1002 nucleotides. RefSeq lists its product as uncharacterized. NCBI's taxonomy places the organism in Eukaryota, Fungi, Ascomycota, Dothideomycetes, Pleosporales, Didymosphaeriaceae. The record is from RefSeq and is a predicted model, not a curated record. Bases 1 to 1002 code for a protein of 333 amino acids. The transcript has 3 exons.
AUGCUCGCCUCACUGUUCUGGGCGACUCUGCUGAUUGCCCCUUCAUGGGCGCAAAGCCAGUUUGUAAAGGGCCAAAAGUGGCAGAUCAUCCUCACGGGCGUGCCAGAUGUAUCGAAAUCACCUCUUCCGCCUACCGAUGCACCAGUAUGGGAUAUUGAUCUUUUCGACAGCGACACGGCGACUAUCACAGCACUGAAAGCAACAGGAAAGAUUGUGAUAUGUUAUUUCAGCGCUGGAACAGUGGAAGACUGGCGCGCAGAUGCAAAAGAUUUCCCAGCUGGAGAUGUUGGAAAGGUGCUGCCGGAGUGGCCGAACGAGAAGUGGAUACGGACAGGAAGCACCAAAAUCAGGGACAUCAUGGCGAAGCGCAUCAAGCUAGCUGGAGACAAAGGGUGCGAUGCUAUAGAUCCGGACAACAUAGCCAUGCUCAUGGUGAAGCACGUCCCCUACGAAAAGUUAGCUAACAAACUCCUCCAGCAAAAUGACAACGGGCUCUCCCUCAAAUCCCAAGACGCAAUCGACUACGUAAAAUGGAUGGCCACCGAAGCCCAAAAAUUCAACAUGGAGAUCGGCCUGAAAAACUCCCUCGACAUCGUCGACGCCCUCACCCCAACCGUCGACUUCGCCGUAAACGAACAAUGCGCCCAGCUCGGCGAAUGUGACCGCUACACCACCUUCCUCGCAGCCAACAAGCCCGUCUUCCACAUUGAAUAUCCCACCCCGCUCAACACCGCGGCUGCGAAAGGUGUCGAUUGCACAGGCCCCGGCACCUCGGGCAUGAGCACCAUCCUCAAGAACAUGGCGCUCGAUGGCCCCGCAGUGUACUGCGAUGGCAGCCAGGACUGCUACGACGCGCUCGAGUACCACGAGACCGUCUACUACGCCACGCCCGACGAUGUCUCCAACACCUACGAGGACGACUGCGACGCCGGCGCCGACGAGCUCGGCGGGACCAGGGAACGGGUGCAAGUCGAAACACUGGGAUCAGUGCGGUGGGAAUGA